Molecule: messenger RNA, 926 nt
Organism: Sceloporus undulatus (fence lizard)
Lineage: Eukaryota; Metazoa; Chordata; Lepidosauria; Squamata; Phrynosomatidae
Gene: GRHPR
Product: glyoxylate and hydroxypyruvate reductase
Exons: 7
Coding region: 44-853 (269 amino acids)
Cellular component (GO): cytosol
Molecular function (GO): NAD binding; hydroxypyruvate reductase (NADH) activity; glyoxylate reductase (NADPH) activity
Source: RefSeq, a predicted model, not a curated record
CCAGAAUCCCACCUUCAACUGAGAUCUAUUAGUUUCCCCUUUAAUGACUUGUUUUGACUGUGUGGUUUUUACUUUUGCAGGUCCAUCCCUGAAAGUAAUUAGUACGUUGUCUGUAGGAUAUGACCAUCUUGCUAUUCCUGAAAUUAAAAAGCGUGGGAUCCGUGUGGGAUACACGCCAGACAUUCUGACAGAUGCCACUGCUGAGCUCACAGUAGCUUUGCUCCUAGCAACAUCUCGCAGGCUGCCUGAAUCAGUGGUGGAAGUGAAGAAUGGUGGUUGGACAACAUGGAAGCCUCUCUGGAUGUGUGGCUAUGGACUUUCUGGCAGCACUGUUGGGAUUAUAGGACUAGGAAGAAUAGGACUUGCUGUAGCACGGCGUCUAAAACCUUUUGGAGUCAAGAAGUUUUUGUAUGCAGGACGUCACCCCAAACCUGAAGCUGAUACAGAAUUGAAUGCAGAAUUUGUACCAAUUGCAAAGCUAGCAGAAGAAUCGGACUUUGUCAUCAUAACGUGUUCUCUGACACCUGACACCCAAGGGAUGUGCAAUCGGGACUUCUUUUCCAAGAUGAAGAAAACAUCUGUGUUCAUCAACACAAGCAGGGGUGCUGUGGUCAAUCAAGAUGACCUUUAUGAAGCUUUAGUCAAUGGCCACAUUGCAGCAGCUGGCCUAGAUGUUACAACCCCAGAACCUCUGCCUACUAAUAAUCCACUUCUUUCCCUCAAGAACUGUGUCAUUUUGCCACAUAUCGGAAGUGCCACCUAUGCAACAAGAAAUACUAUGUCCGUGUUGGCUGCCAAUAAUCUUCUGGCUGGCUUGAAAGGAGAGAACAUGCCGAGUGAACUCAAGCUGUGAGAAACAAUACAAGUUUGUGGGUUUUCACUUCCUUAGCACUGUUUUAAAUAAAACAUAUAACGUUCACAACCUA